This is a messenger RNA of Paramecium pentaurelia, 2247 nucleotides long. NCBI's taxonomy places the organism in Eukaryota, Ciliophora, Oligohymenophorea, Peniculida, Parameciidae. The record is from the annotation of a GenBank genome assembly.
AUGGAAUGGAAUAAUAAUAAAAGAAUUGAAACACCAAUAGAAGGAAUAGGUACUUAAGCUAUAAGAUUAUUUGUAACAAUAAGAAAAGAUUCUGAGUCAAAUGUAGAAUAUAAAAAAAUGACAGUAAUGGCACCAUGUAUAUUAUUAUCAAUUAUCAGUGAGCAUUAAGAUUUCGAUGUUAAAGAGACAUAUUGAAAGAGAAUUUGCAGAUCUCUUUCCACAUGAACCUACAUUUGUAUGUGCAAAAUUAGAAGAUGAAUUCGGUUAUAGUUUAUCAAAUGCUUCUAUAGUUAGUGAAUUGUUAAAAAAUUCUGAUAGAUUAUUUGCAAUUCCAGAAUCAUUUACUAAAGAUUUAAUUGGUAAAAUGCAUGUUACUCAUGACUUGAAUGAAUUAACAUUCAUGUUAAAAAGUAUCACCUAAACAAUCAUAGCAAAACUAGCUGGUAUUUUAUAUCAUUAUAUCUAUAGAGGCUGAAUUAGGAUCUCCUGAAACUUAAAUGGAUAUUAUGUAAUUAAUAGUACCUGUUGGUUUCUCAUUAUAACAAAAAGCAAUAAAUCACAAUACAGCUUUGACAUUAAAAAGAAUAUUUGAAAAUGAGAGAUUAUAAUUCUUAGAUGAUCAAUCAUAUGCACUUAUUUCUUAAUUAUUGAUUAAGUUACUCUAAUUUUGGACUAAUGAUUUAAUCUUUUAAGAUUAGUUUCUUCUCAAUUUAACAGUAGAUCUAUUAGAAAUACUCACUAAAAGUGGUAUAUAUAUUUUAAAUCUCUAAUUUAGCUGCAUUCUCCACUUCCUUUAAAACUCCACAAAUAGUAAAUAGUCUAAUGUCUGUCUCCAAAUUAGAUUUCGUUAGUGCCUAAACAAGAUCUAGAAUAAUUAAACUUAUCUCAUUUCUAUCCAGACCAUAAUUUACCAAUUGUUUUCAACCCAGAUCCUAUGAUGGUCCUUUAACACUUAAUUUACCUCCAUAACCAAGAAGAAGAAAUGAAGAAUAUGUUCCUACUAUACUUGAAUAACCAAAUAGAAAUUCUAAUAGAAGAUAAGGAAGUGCUGGAUCUAGAAAUUAGAAUGGCUAUGAAUAAUAAUAAUAAGAUUUUAAUCAAUAUCCUUAUAAAUAGAAUGACUCAAAUUAAUAUCCUUUUAAAUAAAAUGAUUCAAACUAAUUUGGAUUCAAAUAAAAUGAUUAAAAUUAAUAUUAACACCCUAAUAUGAUAAAAUAACCUCCUACUCCUUAAUAAUUUGGAUAUUAGUCUUAACCUUUAUAAUCAAAUUAUCCACCUCCUCCAUAAAAUCCAGUAUAUUCCAAACCUCAAUUAAAUUUAAAUAAUAGACCUCAAAGUAAUAGAAAUCUAAAUCAAUAUGGUGGUAAUAUGCAAUAAUAAGUCUUUGAUGGAUUAGUAUAAGAUUAUUUAAAUUUAAUUUCUACAGAAUCAAAUGAAGAAAUGUUACAAUUUGCUAUUUAAAAUUUAAGUGAUGGAAUUGAUACAACUAUACAUCAAAUUAUGGAUAGUCCAGAAGCAUUUUAAAAGAUUGUCAAUUUAUUAGAAAUUGCAAUGAGUCCAAAUUAUUUAGGAAUGUAAUUAAGAAUAUUAGAAGCAUUAUCUAAAAAUAUGAAUCAAGAAAGAGCUAAAGAAGCACUUAAAUUAAAAUUAAUACCAAGAAUCAUGAAAGCCUUUACUUAUUAACCUAAAGAAUUUUAACCAAUAUUGUAUGAUAUGUUAUCAGCUACGCUUAAAUUAUCUGAUUUUUAAGUUGAUGUUCUUACAGUUAUCAGCAUGAUUGAAUCAGCCUAUCCUAGAAUUUAAAUGUUGGGAAUUAAGAUACUUUCAUUAAUGUCUGACCCAUAGAGACUCUAAAAUACUAAUAAUGUAUCAAUUUAAUUUGAAAACUAUAUCAAAAGUCUAAUGGAUUGGACCUUAGAUGGAUAGAAGGGAGAAGAGUUUUAAUAUAAUGCUCUUUAAACAUUAUCAAAUUUGGCUAUUAAUGAUUAUAUUAGACCCCAGAUAUUACAUUUAAAGGGAAUUGAAUUCUUCUUAAAGGUCUUAAGAGAAAGCUAUAGAGUUGAUGCUUAAAGGUUGGCUGCAAAAGGAUUGUUGAACUUAUCCAUAAAAUCAAGAGAAACUAAAUUAUCUAUUGUUUCUUAAAUGGAAGAGGAGAUCUAACGAUUACAAAGAGGAGAGAUGGAUACUGUAGUUUAAGGAUACUUAACUACCUUAUUAACAACAAGAGAGAGAGGAUAGUUGUUAUGA